Molecule: messenger RNA, 408 nt
Organism: Glycine soja
Lineage: Eukaryota; Viridiplantae; Streptophyta; Magnoliopsida; Fabales; Fabaceae
Product: 3-hydroxy-3-methylglutaryl-coenzyme A reductase 2-like
Exons: 3
Coding region: 1-408 (135 amino acids)
Biological process (GO): coenzyme A metabolic process; sterol biosynthetic process; isoprenoid biosynthetic process
Cellular component (GO): peroxisomal membrane; endoplasmic reticulum membrane
Molecular function (GO): hydroxymethylglutaryl-CoA reductase (NADPH) activity
Source: RefSeq, a predicted model, not a curated record
AUGGUCUCGCAUGAGGCACAUGGAAAAGCCACCCAAAACGAAAAUCAAGCAGGAUUUAGUGCCACGACGUUAAUUCAAGUAUUAUCUGAUUUGAACAGGAGAUUUGUGUCAUUUGAUGGUGUUAUUGUAGACGUUCAUUAUGCGUGUGGAAAUUAUUGUUCGGACAAGAAACCUGCAGCAGUAAAUUGGAUCGAGGGACGUGGGAAAUCAGUUGUUUGUGAAGCAAUUAUCAAAGAAGAAGUGGUGCAGAAGGUAUUGAAAACCAACGUGUCUGCCCUGGUGGAGCUUAACAUGCUCAAAAACCUUGCUGGUUCUGCUAGUAACAUUGUUUCUGCCAUCUUUAUAACCAUCAAUGAUGGGAGGCACCUUCACAUCUCAGUGACCAUGCCUUACAUUGAGGUGAUUUAG